Camelina sativa (false flax) is the source of this 511-nucleotide messenger RNA. NCBI's taxonomy places the organism in Eukaryota, Viridiplantae, Streptophyta, Magnoliopsida, Brassicales, Brassicaceae. The record is from RefSeq and is a predicted model, not a curated record.
AUGGCCAUGACUCGCUUGAUCAGCAACGACAACAGCACCGAAGAAGACUUGUUUGAUAUGUCUGACGAGGACAGGUUCUUUGACGUUGAUGCAUUAUUCAGUAAUGAAGAAGAAGAAGAAGAUGGUGUCGAUACUCAGCAGCAACAACAAGAGCAACGUACACCGAUUCUUCCUCAUCAACAGCCAGACUACUGUUUACUUCCAGCAGAGCAUCAGAAGCCGCAGACGCAGCCUUUUCCUUAUAACUUCCCUGAGUUGAUCAGCUUUGAGCAGGAACCAGUGAUCCCAGAGGAUUUUGAAGAUUUCUUCGCUGAUUUCAUUAAGCCACAUUCACUGAACGGAGAUGAGGAUUCCAGCAGUUAUGGUUUAUUUGAAGGCUUUGACACACAAGGAAUGAUAAAAGAUUGCACUAACUGAUCAUCUCAGCCUACUCAUACUUUUGCAUUUUGGUCAAUAUCAGAGAUAAGAUUUCCAUGUGUUUUUUUUACUAGUUGUUAAUAGCUCUGUUUCC